AUGUUUUUAAGGAAAACAGAAGAAAAUAAAAAUAGCAACGAAAAUGCAGUUGAAGCUUGUAUAUCAUAUUAUGAAGAUUUUAUAGAAUUGAGAAAAAAAAUUAUAUUGAAAGAAAAGGAAAUAAUUGAAAAACGCAAAAAUAAUAUAAAGAUUGGUGAAAAUCAGAAAAACAAAUUUUCCUACAGAUCCUUUGAUGAAUUUUAUAAAUGUAAAAAAAAUUUUGAAGAAUAUGAGAACAAGAUAAAAAAUGAGACUUGGAAAUUAUUAAAUAAAGUCAAUCAUAAAAAUAAUAAUUCUAAUGAAGAACAAAUUAAAAAUGAUGAAAAAUAUUCUUAUAUAAAAUUCAAAACAGAAAGACAAGGCACUGUUAAGCAGUUAAAGGAGUAUUUUCAAAAAAUACAAGAAGAAAAAAUACAAAAAAGAAAUAAUUCUCUCUAUAUAAAGAAUAAUGUAAAAUCUACAAUUAGUAUAAAAUCAAAAGACAGCAAAGAAGAAUUAAGAAAAAAAAAAGAAACUAUUUUAGAAAAAAGUAAAAAUGAAGAAAAGGAAUACAUUUUAAAAAAUAAUGAGAAUGAAGAAAAGGAAUACAUUUUAAAAAAUAAUGAGAAUGAAGAAAAGGAAUAUAUUUUAAAAAAUAAUGAGAAUGAAAAAAAGGAAUAUAUUUUAGAAAAUAAAGAAAUAGAAAAAAGAGAAACUGAAACAUAUAAUAAUAUAUCUAGAAGUGAAUUAGAAAAAAGUUCUAUUAAUACAAGUCAGAAUAAGAAUGAAAUUAAUGAACAAAAUAAAAGGAUUGAAAACAUGAAUUCAAAAGAAAUAGAAUUAUUAUAUAAUCUAAUUAAUGAAAUGAAAAACAGUUAUGAAAGUGAUGAAGAUUAUAUUUCUAAUUUAAUAGAAGAAUUACAUAAUUCUAAUAAAAGAUAUAUGAUUGAUAAGAUAUUAGAUUUAUUAAAAAUAUUUGAUGAUAAAGUUAGUUCAAACGUGUUAAAUAAAAAAUUAAAAGUUAAUAAUUUACAUUUAGAAAAAGAUGAAAAAAUUGAUAAUAAUACCAACUAUGAUGGAGAAUUAAAGGAGAUGGAAGAGAUAUUGGAAAACAAAAAGUUAAAUAAUGAAAUGGAUAAAUUAAAUAAAAAAUUCAUAAAAGAAAAUGAAGAUUUUAUUAAAAAUAAAGAACAAUCUAAAAAAAUAAAUCAUAUAAAUACUAAGAUGGAACAUGACAAUAUAAAUAAAAAUAAAGAAAAAGAGAAAAAUAUAAUAGAAGAAGAAAAAAAAAUUAAAAAUGAAAUAUAUGAAAAAAUUAAAAGUGAAAUAGAAGAUGAAAAAAUUAAAAAUGAAAUAUAUGAAAAAAUAAAAAGUGAAAUAGAUGAUGAAAAAAUUAAAAAUGAAAUAUAUGAAAAAAUCAAAAGUGAAAUAGAAGAAAAAAAAAUUAAAAAUGAAAUAUAUGAAAAAAUCAAAAGUGAAAUAGAUGAUGAAAAAAUUAAAAAUGACAUAUAUGAAAAAAUCAAAAGUGAAAUAGAAGAUGAAAAAAUUAAAAAUGAAAUACUGUUGAAUAAUAGGAGCAUGAGUGACAGUGAUGUCACAAAAAAACAUAUAAAAGAGGAGAAUAUAUAUGAAGAUAAAUUAAAAAAUAAUUAUAAAAAUGAAAAUUUUAAUGUUUUAAUAGGUAAAACAGAAAAUAAUAAUGAAAAAGUUAAUAAAAGUAAUCAAGAUGUAUAUAAUAAAAAUGACAUUCCAUGUAAUCAAAAUAUAAAUAGCGAUAAUAAAAUAGAAAAAGAUACUAACUACACUAGCAAAUUUGAAUGGUUUUAUUCAAGUAUGAAAGAUAUAUAUGAAAAUGUAAAUGAAUAUGAGGAAAAUUCUAAUUUAAAUGAGGAGGUAAAAGAUUAUUCAAGUGAUGGUAGUGAAAACAAUGAUUUGUUUUUAUGGUUAAAAAAUAGAGAUGUUGAAAAUAUAUUAAAUGAAAAAAACAAAAUUAAAGAAGGAGAUAUAAUAGAAGAAUAA
Plasmodium gallinaceum is the source of this 1998-nucleotide messenger RNA. RefSeq names its product conserved Plasmodium protein, unknown function. NCBI's taxonomy places the organism in Eukaryota, Apicomplexa, Aconoidasida, Haemosporida, Plasmodiidae. The coding region runs from base 1 to 1998 and encodes 665 amino acids. The record is from RefSeq and is a predicted model, not a curated record. The transcript has a single exon.